CGCCGCAUCCCACGGCAGAGGCGGCUGCGAGCUCGAGCAGCGUCGCACCCCGGUGGUGCCGCAGAGAGGCCGGCAGGCAACACCGCGAGGGACCUGGCUCGGCGCCGCUCGCUUCCCUGGCGCGCAGCUGCGGUCAUGAUAUACUGAAAACUACGCAAGAUAAAUCUGGGGAGGCCGGAAACCAUAAAGUCACGAAGACCACAGUCAGGCAGAAAGGAUAAAGGAAAGCAAGUUUUUCAGCUUCGCCCUUCACCUGUCUUAGAAAAAACAGCAUAUUUUAAUCAGAGAUUUCACCUGGGCCACAGGCCACGGGCCACCAUGGAUAUGAACCUUGAUGCCCUUGGGGGUCAAAAGAAAACAAGCGACAGCAGCAAGGGAAGCGACAGCCCAGGAGCCCAGCAAGAUGCUGUGAUGAGGACCGAUUCAUCGGAGAUGACUGAUGUGGAGUCUGUGAUCAGCGCCUUUGCAUCGUCAGCCAGGGCAGGCCGCCGCAAUGCCUUACCUGACAUCCAGACUGCAGCUGCUACAGGUGGUGCCUCUGAUCUCCCACUGAAGCUGGAGGCAUUGAGCAUGAAGGAAGAUGUUAAAAAGAAGAAUGAAGAGAAAGCACAAGAUCAGCUGAAAAAGCCCCUAAAUGAAGAAAAAUGAAGACUUCCAAUUUAUCCAGGGUGUUGAUUUUACGCACAUUGGGAGACAUAGUGGCUAUGCAUUCCUGAAGUGUUUGAUCUGGUAGUAACCGUGGUAAUGUGUGUGUGUUUAGGCAAUUUUGUUGUGAUGCUCUGUCCUUAGACCACAACCAUGAUACCCAAUAGGUUAUUAAAAGGUAUUACUUUCAAAUUGCACACAAAGAAGAACACACUGUUUAUACACCCAAUAAAAUCCACUGUCAAUCUUGGGACUUACUUAGCAGGAUACAUGUUUAAUUAUGUUCUUAUUGAGUUAGAAAAAUUUCUUGAUAUGCAUAAACAGAAACCUAUUAAUUUAAGACUUUAUAGAAUUUGUAGGAAAUUAUAUUUUUGGUGGGAUGGAAUUAAUAGUAAAAACCACAUACAUAAAAUGUGUUUAUAUUUAAUCAAAAUUAUACCAUAUUUCCUCCCAAAAUUGAGAGAGCUGGAAAUAUUAUAAAAGUUGUGACAACAUACAUAUCUCCAGGAUAUUUUCAUCUAAUGUAUUUUGCAUCUAGUCUGUGUAUACUGUGAUUUUUCAUACAGACCCACAGAAUGUAAAAUUUGUGGCAAAUUGCUUAUAUUAAACAUGUGUAAUAAAUAAAUCUUACUAUAUUCCUUAA
Mesocricetus auratus (golden hamster) is the source of this 1288-nucleotide messenger RNA. It is a transcript of the gene Pkib, whose product is annotated as cAMP-dependent protein kinase inhibitor beta. Gene Ontology annotation, molecular function: cAMP-dependent protein kinase inhibitor activity. The coding region runs from base 319 to 648 and encodes 109 amino acids. Gene Ontology annotation, biological process: negative regulation of cAMP-dependent protein kinase activity. The transcript is spliced from 6 exons. Lineage: Eukaryota; Metazoa; Chordata; Mammalia; Rodentia; Cricetidae. Gene Ontology annotation, cellular component: nucleus; cytoplasm. The record is from RefSeq and is a predicted model, not a curated record.